Messenger RNA from Anopheles maculipalpis, 1467 nucleotides. RefSeq names its product protein bric-a-brac 2-like. Gene Ontology annotation, cellular component: nucleus. The coding region runs from base 1 to 1467 and encodes 488 amino acids. Lineage: Eukaryota; Metazoa; Arthropoda; Insecta; Diptera; Culicidae. Gene Ontology annotation, biological process: regulation of transcription by RNA polymerase II. Gene Ontology annotation, molecular function: protein binding. The record is from RefSeq and is a predicted model, not a curated record. The transcript is spliced from 4 exons.
AUGCAGCAAGUGUUGUGGAAAAAACAUUUCGAAGAACUGUACGGUGCGGUGAAAGACAUUUUGCAUCAUCAUGCGUACGAGGAUUGUACGAUCGUUUGCGAAGGGGAACUGUUUCGGGCGCACCGAUUUUUGCUCGCAAGUGUUAGCCCAUACUUUCAUAAAAUUCUCGCCCAGAACGACACAAACACAACUGUGGUUCUGAAAGAUGUAUCACCACACGUAAUGCGCAUCAUCAUGCAGUUCCUGUACUACGGCGAGGCCACCAUCUUCGACGGUGAUCUGGAGAACGUAGUAGCAGCAGCGGAACAUUUGGACCUCAUACCGGUGGUUGCCAUGUUGCGAAAUUUGGGCAAAGAUCAAUCGCACAGCCGAUCCGCGGCUAGCUUUCUCGGGUAUCACGACACCAUCACGACAGAUCAUGCCGCUGCAACGCCGAGGAUAAGUGUACGAUCGCAGUACAUGGCACCACGCAACAGGAAGCGAAUUGCGCCAGACUCGGACGAUGAACAGCUAACCGAUGGACAGGGACUCAGUCCGGUGGAACUAACGACAACUUCGAACCGGGACAAGGAAUCGAGUACCGCACGGCAAACAUCACCCCAUCGGGCUCAGCAUGGAGGACCACCACCGCCAGAAGAUUUGUCGUCGGCGAUACCGGAUACGACACCGAUGCGCGAACCGGAUGUACUACCAACGGCGCAUGAGACGGCAAUAUCCCCACGGGCAGUAUCCCACACCUCAUCGAUCGACGAACGGGAUAAGCUGUGGACGUACUACGACAGCGUAGGGAUGAAGCUGCUUACCGAUGCCGUACAGUCGACAGCAACCGAUGCGGACAAGCGGAAGCAGACGGGAACGGGCAGAAAUGUGGCGUCCGGUGGCAAAACUGCACCAGCUGUGUAUGACCAUGACUUACGCACAAGCCUGACCGAUCACGAAACACCACACCUCGCCACAAUGACACCGGGCGAAAAGUGGUUCCAGGGCCGGUUGGAGUUUAUGCUUAGCCAGCGCGGCAAACCGCUGCUCGUCCACGAUGGCCACUCGUUCGGCAUACAGUACAUCCGGAAGGACAAGAAGUACUGGCAAUGCAAUCUUUCCCGAAAAUACAACUGUAAGGCACGGGUAACGACCACCGAUACGGGUGACAUCAUCGUGACGAACAACGAGCACUGCCACACCGAGAUCCGGCAGCAUCUGCGCAAAGACUACAAAACGAUGAAGCUGGCCGCAUCGUUGGCGGCGAACCGUGGCCUAUCCACGUUGCCACUGUUUUCGCCCAAAUCGCUAACGCUACCGAACCUGGCGAACGCUUUCCUGCAGUCCGGGGGCAGUGCGGAGGCGGCCAACCUCUGCCAGACCAGUCCCAACGCAAGCCAUCAAAGUGAACCGACGCAAGAGUCAGGCAGCCUCAACCUCACCAUCAAUCAGCUGAUCAAACGGGAGACGGGUAACUACAGUGAAUGA